GCGCGCACACCGGCUCUCUCUCCGCGGUCCACAAGCACACAGCCACAGCCACAGCCACGGCCACGGGGGGUGCUUAGAGCAGAACGAGGGGCGCAGGACCAGGAGCCGGUGCACUACAGUUGUCUGCGAUACGGCUACUGCUGGAGACACCGGCUUUUCUUCGGCUUUGUACGUCUUUUGUGGAAGUUAGACACGCGUUCAUAUCACAGCGCGCCACUUGUCAGCACCGACCUAUGUGAUUCGGAGCUCUACUGGAGAAGAAAGAAAACAGCGGAGGGUUUUUUCCAGAGCUGAGCGAAGGAUACGGGACUUUUUUCCUGCUUUUUUGUUGAAAUAAGCCUUUUUAGUCAAAGGGAAGGAUUUUGUUUUUGAUGUGAGACGUCGUGGCUUGCAGCAAGGUACAAUUAUGGUGGCUGAGAGCGGAACACCACAGUUAAGUUUUACAUGGAGAACUGCCCAUAGAGGAUAAAUUGUGUGCAAAGUCGCGAGGAUUUGUGCUGAAGGAGCCCUGGUCUCCCCUCCAUCGUCUGCCAAUGAGCCCACCCCGAGGAGACAUGGGACCAAUUCAGUGCGUGGGACUGGCUGCGCUUAUCCUCUGCACAGUGGCCGACAGCAGGAUUCUCCUGGAUGGCCUACAGAGGUAUGGUCCCACGCCGAUUUACCUGCCUGUCAGCUAUCAGAUCCUCCAUGCUGAGUCAGCGUUCUUCCUGCAAGAGGCAAACCAGGACCUAAUGAGGAACUCCAGCCUGCAGGCUCGAACCGAAUCGUUUUUCAUCCACCAGGCACGUCAGAUGCCCUACGUCAAUGCCAGUUAUGGGCCGCUGUCCGUGCAGCAGCCUGUCCCUCUGGAGAUGCUGCAGACACUGCCCGGACCUUUCAAUAGUCCUUCUUUUACAUCCUCGUCAUCAGAGCCAUCGCCCGAGUCUGAGGUGCUCUUCACCUUCAACUGGAAGAUGCACACAUAUAUCAUCAAUGAGAGGAUCCACCCCAGCAUGCCCAAAGUGCAGGUUCUAUUCUAUGUGGCUGGUCGGAACUGGGAUGAUUACAGCACUGUAAACAGACUGCCCUGUGUGCGCAUGUUUGCCUUUCACGAGACUCAGGAGGUGCGUGGUACAUGUCGGCUCAAAGGAGAGCUGGGCAUGUGUGUGGCAGAGCUAGAGCCCUUGGCCAGCUGGUUCAGCCCCCCCACAGUGAGGCCUGGCCGCCAGAGGGUAUCGGAGCAGUCCCAGGGCACACCUGUAGAGCUCUACUAUAUCGUCCAAAUGACUGAGAGUGGUGAAUGUAGCUCUGAGGACAGCAGACGAGCCAGUGCCUCUCUCACAGAGCAGCCACGGCCUAUGGGCUACUAUGCCGGGCACACACCCAUGCAGCGUAUCGGCAGUGUGCGCCUCUUUCAGCCUCUGUCAGAGCUCAAGCUGGACAAUAACUUUGUGGUCAUGUCGCCCUCCAAACCUAUCCGACAGAGAGAGACCAUCUCAACCUUUCUGGCCCUGUCCACACUGUCCUCUGUGCAGAUAUUCACCUUAAGAGUGCGACUGAAGGAUGGUGUGGCGUUUUUGGGAGCAAGAGCCAGUAACCCUGUUCUGUGGACAGUGAGCCAGGAUGUCCGCAGCGAGGGCCACCGGAUCGUAACCCUUCACUGUCGCAGGAAGGAGAACAGCUUCACUCAAAGGGUGGAGGCAGCGGGGUACCAGAGAGUGCUCCAAGUGGAUCUGGAGGUGAACGGGUUGAUGGCAGUAGAGGGGACCCGGGAGGUAAGCUGGCAGGUGGAGUACCCGCUCACACGCAGCCUGACCAAUGAGGUACUCACCCUCAUCCGCAUGGCAGCGCAGGACCUCGGGGGGAUCGUGCCUCUAGCCAUGGACACGGAGAUCCUGAAUACAGCAGUCCUCACUGGGCGGACAGUAGCCGUGCCAGUAAAGGUGGUCACUGUGGGAACAGACGGGGCUGUAUCAGACGUUACAGAGGCAGUGGAAUGCAAAUCCACAGAUGAACAGGUUAUCAAGGUGUCAGAGCGCUGCGACUAUGUUUACGUGAAUGGAAAGGAGAGCCGUGGGAGUCGUAAGGUGUUUCUAAACUUCACAUACAGUUUCCUGAGCACCCAGCUGCAGAUGAGUGUGUGGAUACCCCGCCUCCCCCUGGUCGUUGACGUGGCUGACCCUGAGCUCAGUCAGAUCAAGGGCUGGAGAGUGCCUGUUUCACUGGGCAGCAGAAGAUAUGAGCGUGUGACAGAUGACCAGGAGGAAGAGGCAGCAGACAGGGCGGAGGGCGGCUGUGUGCCACAGUACCAGAGCACCAGCGUGCGGGUGCUCACUCACUUUGUGGCAGAGGCUGCAGCCGCAGACAGCAGAGGGGCAGAAGAGGACGGCCCGGGACAGCCACACUUCCUGCUUGGCUCUGAUUGGCAAGUAGAGGUCACACAGCUUGUCAAGGACUUCCUGAGAGUGGACCAGCCAAGUGUGGCUCAGCUGACGGACGGCAACGUCUUAAUUGGGAUGAACUCUGGUAGCACCAAAGUCAAGGUGCUGUCGCCUCUGACGUCUUUGGUCCUGGGUGAGCGCACAGUCCGGGUGGUGGAUGAUAAAGUCAGUGUGACAGAGCUAGGAGUACAGCUGGUCUCUGGGCUCUCUCUGUCUCUGCAGCUCAGCCCCGGCAGCAACAGAGCCAUCGUUGCCACGGCUACAACACAGGAGGUGAUUGAGACGCUCAAGCAGGAGUCCUUCAUCAGUGCUUGGCUGCAGCUCAGUGAUGGCUCCAUGACUCCUCUGGACAAUUACAACCCUGCUCACUUUACUCUGUCGGCCACCUCUCUGGACCAGAAGGUGGUGACCGUUCAGCAGACAGAGGCCUGGAAGUGGCCCAGCAUUGUGGCCAAAGGACAGGGUCAGGGUUUACUGGUCCGAGUCGAGAUGAGUCUCUCUAAGCAGUGUCAGAAGGGAAAGCGCAGCACUGUCCUGGGGACUGGCAUGGCCAAUAUUCAGGUGAGGUUGGGCCUGUCUGAGGAGUACAGACAGCCUGGGGAGAGGCGAACAAGGCCUGAGCCACCUUAUUACGGAGGCUCCAUUUCUGACAUGGAAACUGGGUUAAUCAACCGUGGAACUACAACCAUGAGGGGCCAGGCCCCUGGGAGGCCUAAUGGGGGCCGCCUGUCAGCAGACAGUGGAGCCCGGGUCCCCAGUGACUUCCCAGAGUAUCCAGACCAGGCUGAGCAGCCACACAGCCACAGCACUGACGACUUACUACCAUCACGCACCAGAGGUCUCACAGACCUGGAGAUUGGCAUGUACGCUCUGCUUGGCGUCUUCUGCUUGGCCAUCAUGGUCUUUCUCAUUAACUGCAUUUCAUAUGCCUAUAAAUACCGAAGCAAACAGCUGUCCAUUGAGACACCGGAGACCAUGCCCCACGCCCAUGACUGGGUGUGGUUGGGUCAAGAGGAGGGCCUCUGUCUGCAGCAGGAUGAGUUGGGUGGGACCCUGGAGGAGGGAAGCCAGCUCCUAAACGGGGGUUUACAUCGCACUGCCAGCGCAGGGUGUGGCUCCAGUGGGAAGGAUCAUAAGAAUGAGUCCAUGAACUCUCCCACGACGAAGAGAAAAAGAGUCAAGUUUACAACCUUUUCCAAUGUCAAGGCCAGUAAUGGCUGUCCUGUGCUCAGCCCCUUAGCACUGGUGCAGACCAGUGAGAUCAAAUGGGUUUGUCCGGACAUAGAGCUUGGGGACUCCAAGGAUCUUAGGAACUACAUGGAGAGGCUGAAUGAGAAUGCAAUCAAGAAUAUUGCAUAGGGGGUACUUUGCAUUUGUAAUAGAACAAAGGAUAAACUCACCUGAUUGCCUUCAGAAUACAGAGGACGGUUCAGAGGGAGGCAACUCACAGUGACUAAAGGUACGGACAUGUAGUACCUCACCACAACAGAACAGGGCCAUUUAGCCUUUCCACAGCAGUAACUACAAACUUUAACCUGAGAGGAUCUGCCACGUCAUCAGAGCAUUGUUAAAAGGAGAAUUAUAAACUUUCUAUUGUUCCUUAAAAUAAAGUAUAUUAUCUUUGAUUCACUUUUUUAAUCCAUGUACUUUUGAAACCAUUGUUUACUGUUGUGUCUGUUGCUUUCUGAAGGCCUGUUGCUAGAAUCGAGGUCUGUUGUAGAUCAGAUUCAGUCUGGGCAAAGUUUUCUGUCUUUCUGUGUGUUUAACAGCCACUCCAAUGCCAGUAUUCCAGUCAUCAUUCUACACCUGUUUGGGAGAAGAAUUCAAAGCUUUUUUUCUAUUGUAUAUAAGUGAGAUUUAGUUUGAUAGUGUUGUGUAAAGAUAAAUUUUGUAAAAGUGUUGUUGAUUCCCUUUUACUUAUUUUUGUUGCCUGGUCUCCACAAACCAGAUCCAUGCAUGCUGUUAUAGACGGGGCAUGUCUGGUUUACAAUUACAAUGUAUAGACAUCAAUGGAGACCUUUUACAUUUUUUUAUUACCAUAUAAAAUGUUGUCUUUUUUUUAAAUGUUAACAUUUUUGUUGUGUUAUGAAUCGGUUUUCUUUAUCUUAUAUAAUUUAACCAACUGUUUGUUUGUUUUUUGUUUUUGUUUUUUUUUGUAUUUUUGCAGUCAGAUUCAACACAAAUUCAACAAGAUACUGAAAACCAAUAGACAAUCACUGUUAUAUCCGUCCAACAUGCUCACUGACACUGUCCAGUUGACUAGAGCUAGUGUUCUGAAUUACAAUGUAAAUUCUCCUCAUUCUUUCUGAAUGUUGGGUUACAAAAGAAUACCAGUUGACUGUUCCAAUGUUGACUUUAUAAAUUGUGUUCUAAAAUUGUUUUCCCUAUUGCUUUGAAACCUGGCUGCUGGACUAAUUAAAUUCGGAGUGACUCUUCUUCAUCAU
Periophthalmus magnuspinnatus is the source of this 4864-nucleotide messenger RNA. Its product is annotated as transmembrane protein 132C. The transcript is spliced from 10 exons. The record is from RefSeq and is a predicted model, not a curated record. Bases 534 to 3779 code for a protein of 1081 amino acids. Lineage: Eukaryota; Metazoa; Chordata; Actinopteri; Gobiiformes; Gobiidae.